Messenger RNA from Angiostrongylus costaricensis, 2076 nucleotides. The record is from the annotation of a GenBank genome assembly. NCBI's taxonomy places the organism in Eukaryota, Metazoa, Nematoda, Chromadorea, Rhabditida, Metastrongylidae.
AUGAUAAAUACCUACGUCGUUAGAAGAGUAAUAGCAGCAGUUGGAGCAACCCAGAAAGCAUCGUACGCGCAAGAGUUCUUCAAGGCUGUGACUGCCGUCAAUAAAGGACGAGGAGAAAAAAAAUCUGUUGCGCCGAGGUUCACAAAGAAAUCGCACGCAAAAUUGUCGGAAUACCUGAGGAACAUGGCUACUCCUGAAAUUGAAGCCCAGCUGGCUCCACUACGUACGGCUGUGAAAGAAUAUGGCGAUCUGGUUCGUGCUCUCAAGGCCAGUUUCUUUCUGUUUAUUAUAGCAAAUUUUUUGUUUCUUAGGGAGGUUUCACUUGCUCCAAAAGAGGCUUCAUUUGAUCGUCUGAAACUUGAAGAUCUUUUGAAACGUCGCUUCUUUUAUGAUCAGUCGUUUUCCAUCUAUGGAGGAGUCACAGGAUUGUAUGACUUCGGACCUAUGGGAUGCGCACUGAAGGCUAAUAUGAUACAUGAAUGGCGCAAACAUUUUGUUCUUGAGGAAGGAAUGCUUGAGGUUGACUGCACAUCACUCACACCCGAGCCAGUUUUGAGGGCUUCCGGUCAUGUGGACCGCUUUGCGGAUUGGAUGGUAAAAGACAUAAAAACCGGAGAGUGUUUUCGUGCUGAUCAUUUGAUCAAGAAUGCCGCUGAGAAGGUUAUUUCGGAUAAAAAAGCCGAUGAAACUAUGAAAACCGAACUUCGAGAUGUUUUAGCGCGUCUGGAAGGUUUCGACGACAAAGAUAUGCUUGAAGUAAUUACCAAGUACAACUUCAAAUCUCCAAACACUGGAAAUGACCUCACCCCACCGAUCGCAUUCAAUCUGAUGUUCCCGUCGCAAAUCGGGCCUACUGGAGACUUCAAAGCCUUUCUCCGUCCUGAAACAGCACAAGGAAUCUUUGUGAACUUUAAGCGUCUUCUAGAGUUCAAUCAGGGAAGGUUGCCUUUUGCUGCGGCACAGAUCGGCCUGGGAUUCCGUAACGAGAUCUCUCCUCGUCAAGGACUCAUUCGCGUUCGAGAAUUCACCAUGUGUGAAAUUGAGCACUUUGUGGAUCCAAAUAAUAAGAGCCAUCCUAAGUUCAAAAAGGUUAGCUCUUAUGCCAUGAUGUUGCUAUCAGCUUGUAACCAGAUGGAUGGACAAUCAGCGCAAUCGAUCAGUGUUGGUGAAGCUGUGGAAAAGGGCAUCGUUGCUAAUGAAACGUUAGGAUACUAUAUGGCACGUACACACAUGUACCUUGUCAAAGUUGGUGUUGAUCCAAGACGACUUCGAUUUCGCCAACAUCUUAACAACGAAAUGGCACACUAUGCUCAGGACUGUUGGGAUGCUGAAAUUCUUACAAGCUACGGUUGGAUCGAAUGUGUUGGAAAUGCAGACCGCUCGUGCUAUGACCUUAAACAGCACUCCAGAGCCACGAACACUAAGCUGGUUGCCGAGAAGAAGCUUUCGGAGCCACGAACGGUUGACAUUGUCGAAGCAUUAGCCAAUAUGACAAUUUUAGGAAAAGAGUUCAAGAAAGAUGCGAAAAAGGUGAACUUUUUGAGAACACUUCUUAAAACAGUAAAGUAUCAAGAGAACAUUUCAGAAUUGUUUAAGGUGCAUGUUGAAGAAAUCACGCCGUCGGUAAUUGAACCAUCGUUCGGAAUUGGGCGAGUUAUGUAUGCAAUCCUGGAACACUCGUUUAGGCAACGAGAAGGAGAUGAGCAGAGAACAUUCCUGGCCCUUCGUCCAUUGGUGGCACCAAUUAAAUGUUCAGUUCUGCCGAUAUCUGCUAAUGAAAGAUUAAAUCCAAUAAUUGAAGCCGUGCGCGAAGAGCUAUCCAAACAUGACCUUAGCUACCGAGUGGAUGAUAGUGCGGGAUCCAUCGGACGGCGUUACGCUCGGACGGAUGAGAUUGGUAUUCCUUUUGGAGUAACAGUAGACUUCGAGUCUGAGAAACAACCUUUUGGUUCUCCAUCGGAAUGUAUUUUUCAGCUAACGGAAGUUGGUGGUGUAGUUUCGGCUCUUGUUAAUGAGCGAAUGGAUUGGACGAUGGCGCAGCAAAAGUAUCCAAAGUUCGAGGCGAAAAGUGACUAG